AUGGCAUGCAACGGCCAGCAUCCCCGCGUGGGAAUUUUUGCCAUUAUAAGCGACGAGCAGGGCAGGCUCCUUAUGGGGCGCCGCCUGAGCAAGUUGGGAAGAGGACACUGGGGAUUUCCUGGCGGGCAUCUCGAGCAGGGUGAGGGGUUUUUUGAGUGCGUGCAGCGAGAGACUCUGGAAGAGACAGGCUUGCACGUUCUCGCUACCAAGGUCGUCGGAGUCACCAACGACGUGUUCAACGAGCUGGAUAAGCAUUAUGUGACUGUUUUCACAGAAUGCUCUAGACAAGAUAACGGGCAACAGCCAGAGACUUUGGAGCCGCAGAAAUGUGAAGGUUGGGUAUGGAAGACACCCGAGGAGAUUCGCAUCAUGGCUGAGCGGAGAGACGGAAAGCAACAGUUGUUCCUGCCAGUGGAGCACCUGGUUUUGCAGGGAGCCCUGCUUUAAGAGGGCAAAGUUCCCGAUGGUGGAUUGUUUACAGUCGAUGAGAAGUACGGACAGCAUUUUGGGAGGAACGAAGGAGCGAUGGCAUUAGCUCACCACAGAAGGUCUUCGGUUAAGUACCGAAAGCGCCACCAAGUUCAGGUUAGCCGACAUCAUAAUGACCUUAUAUUUCCAGCCCCACGCGAAAGAAACAAAUACGACAUAUUUUGGGGAGAAUUAGCGCCAUCGUCCCUGUCGGUCUGCACGAACACCAGCCAAGAAGAUAUCGUUAGGGCAAAAGAUCAAUCAUCGGGAACAUGGGUUCUUGUGUGAGUUCGGUAAAAGCAAGUAGCAAGU
Microdochium trichocladiopsis is the source of this 780-nucleotide messenger RNA. Its product is annotated as NUDIX hydrolase domain-like protein. Gene Ontology annotation, molecular function: 8-oxo-7,8-dihydrodeoxyguanosine triphosphate pyrophosphatase activity. The record is from RefSeq and is a predicted model, not a curated record. Lineage: Eukaryota; Fungi; Ascomycota; Sordariomycetes; Xylariales; Microdochiaceae. Bases 1 to 447 code for a protein of 148 amino acids. The transcript is spliced from 4 exons. Gene Ontology annotation, cellular component: cytosol. Gene Ontology annotation, biological process: dGTP catabolic process.